Messenger RNA from Rhizoctonia solani, 1020 nucleotides. Its product is annotated as GMC oxidoreductase. The coding region runs from base 1 to 1020 and encodes 339 amino acids. NCBI's taxonomy places the organism in Eukaryota, Fungi, Basidiomycota, Agaricomycetes, Cantharellales, Ceratobasidiaceae. Gene Ontology annotation, biological process: secondary metabolite biosynthetic process. The transcript has 8 exons. The record is from RefSeq and is a predicted model, not a curated record. Gene Ontology annotation, molecular function: oxidoreductase activity, acting on CH-OH group of donors; flavin adenine dinucleotide binding.
AUGGAAAGGAAGCCCAUGUUCGGUGGCCCCCAACAACCUGCGUUUGUAGAAACCAUCAAAAGUACUCAUAAUGUUACCUAUGUCCUGACCUCAACGGCGGGGACCCGACUUGUGUCUCCUUUAUUCCUCUCACCAUUGAUCCUCGCCGAAACAACUCCCCAGCAGGUAACGAAAAUUCUGUUCAAGAACGGAACUAGCCCCGCCCUUGCCACUGGUGUGCAAUUCGGAAGAAACGAUGGGUCGAGGUAUACCGUUUAUGCUAAAAAGGAAGUGAUCUUGGCCGCUGGUGCUUUCAUGGUGAGGAUUAAUAUUGAGACCGGUUUAUUACUUCUAUCCAAUGUCAAUGCAUUUCCAGGUCUGAGCCAAGUCUUCGGGUCGCAAAGUGAAAACGUUGUUUCACAGAUCUAUGCAAAUAUUGCGACAUGGGCCCAGUCUCAAGCCGAUAGUGGAGGUGCAACAGCCCUCGAGAAGGUGUUCCGAAUCCAGGCUGACUUGAUUACAAAGAAAAAUGUUCCAACCACCGAAAUCUCGUUCAAGACGGGCAGUGUAGAUGACCUCGGAAUCAACAUGUGGACAUUAUUACCAUUUUCUCGUGUCUACAGACCCGUUCGCCAAACCGAGAAUCACCAUAAACUAUUUUCGGUUGAUUUUGACCUUCAAUGUCAAAUUGCAGGUGCUCGUAUGGCUCGCAAGAUUCUGGGCGGAUCACCUAUGAGCUCCAUAUCCGUAGGCGAAACGAUUCCUGGGAAUGUCAGUGUACCUGACGAUGGCUCUGGGGGAUCUGACGCCGACUGGGCCAAGUGGAUUAAAGCUAAUUUUGGUAGCGUCGCUCACCCGGUCGGCACAUGCGCAAUGAUGUCUCGUGACCUGGGCGGAUGUGUCGACGGCAGAUUGAUAGUAUACGGAACUAAGAACGUGCGGGUAGUAGAUGCGAGCGCGAUGCCGACACAAGUUAGCGCGCACCUGUCCAGUACAUUGUAUGCAUUUGCUGAAAAGGCAGCUGAUCUCAUAAAGGGUUGA